This is a messenger RNA of Cryptomeria japonica (Japanese cedar), 960 nucleotides long. RefSeq lists its product as uncharacterized. Bases 277 to 624 code for a protein of 115 amino acids. The record is from RefSeq and is a predicted model, not a curated record. NCBI's taxonomy places the organism in Eukaryota, Viridiplantae, Streptophyta, Pinopsida, Cupressales, Cupressaceae. The transcript has 5 exons.
UUCAUACAUAGGUUAGGAUAGAGGGAUCUGUAGAGAAAGUUUCAGAGGAAGAAUCAGACGAGUACUUUCAUAGCCGUCCACGAGGAAGUCAAAUUGGUGCACUUGUCAGCAACCAGAGUUCUGUGAUAUCUGGAAGACAUGUGCUUUAUGAAGCUUACGAGGAACUUCAAGCCAAAUAUGCAGAUGGACAGCUGAUUCCGAGACCAAAGCACUGGGGUGGUUUCCGUUUAAAACCAAAAGCUAUGGAAUUUUGGCAAGGGCAAGUGUCACGUUUGCAUGAUAGGUUGCUCUAUUCACAAAGUGAAAUUAAUGGGAAGCAAGCCUGGAAAAUUGAACGAUUGGCUCCAUAGCUUGAAAAUUACAGGUUUUUCUCAGCAAAAGUUAACGAAUACAUUUCUGGCUGAUUCUGGUUCUAGCCCUGCUGGUCCUGCUGGAGCUGCGUCGUAUGCUGGUCACUCCAUGGUUGCUGGGUUUCCAGCGCUAGAUUCGUUGGAGUGGCAAGAUGAGGCUGCUAGAGUUGAAGACGGUUGGAUUAAGGUUAAAGGCAAACAUUCUAAGCGGUCCUCGCCUUCUUUUGACAUGAUCCAUCGAUCCCACAAGAAGGGUUCUAUAGGGAAAUCCUAAGUUAGGGGGGUUGUCUUUACCCCUGUGGGCAGCUGGAACUUUCUUUGCUUUUUUCUCUCUGCUGCCCUUUGUUUGUUAUGGUUUGCCUGCAGUUGGUUCAUAGUUUGGUUUUACUUCUCAGGCAGCUUUUCUCUUUGGGGUCUCUACCCUUUCUUUGUUUUGUUCCGUCUUGUCUUGGUUCCGUUCCGUUUUGUGAACCUGAUUGAAUAUCUCAUGUUAUGGGUUGCAGGAGCCCCUUUUAAAACCUGUUUUGUACAAGGUUUUGGGUCCCUUAAAAACUUGUUUUUACUCGAUCAAAAACAUAUUCUCGUAUUUCAAUUGAGAAAGCUUCAAACA